AUGAGAACCAAAUUGAUGUCAAAACGAACAGAACAGCAAGAAAUAGCGCAUCAUAGUUGUCUGUAUCAAACAUAUGAGCACACCAUCGUGUUUAUCUGCAAAAAGAUGUUAAUAGCAACAAAAUAUGAUUAUCAGGCUUAUUCAACUGAAUUUGAAGGUAUUAAACACAAAGACAAUGAAUAUCAUAAAACAAAGAGUUUGUUCCACUUCUGCUAUUUUGGGCGGAAAUGUAACAAAAACAAUAUGAUGAUUUCAGGUUAUUUGGGUAUCUUUGAAUUGAUUACUUGA
Molecule: messenger RNA, 288 nt
Organism: Enterospora canceri
Lineage: Eukaryota; Fungi; Microsporidia; Enterocytozoonidae
Source: the annotation of a GenBank genome assembly